UAGAAGUGUGCAUAGAAUAAUUGUGUAUAUUAUAUAUAUCAGUGAUAAGGCCACGUUGGUAUAAACCUUACUUUAACAUAUAGUCAACUUUCUUGACUCAAAACACGUGUUCUCCCAAAUGUCAACAAGGUCCACCAUGAUAUUUAGUUGUUCUAAUGUAACGUAAUUUUAAGAAUGUGACGAUGUUUAAGUAUAGGGUGGUGGCUUAGCACAGCAGUAUGGCAGCGCGUGCACAAUCUGUUGUGAACUGUACGGAACAAAAAAGGCCUGACAACGUCGACUAUUCAGCCCGAAAUGGAAGUACGGAUUUUAAAUGCGGAACGUCAGAUGAACGUUGUAUUGAAGAGGUCAGUGGAAAUGGAAUAAAUAAUAAUGUCAAAUCAACAAAUAUCAAUAACAUUGGGAACCAAAACAGAGAGAUGAUAAUGGAAAGCUACCAAGAUGGAACUGGUACUGAAAUGUCCACCGGUAGACCUAGGCCUGGGAGUGGUAAUGGAAAUCAUGAACAGCUUUCUUUUCCAGCAAAUCUUGAAAGGCACCGUAUGAAUUUCGAAUGUCAUGGUUUGAAUCAGAAUUCUAGAAAUACCAUUGCAACUAGUGACGAAUUCAGAAGUGUACAAGAAAAUACUAACUCUGUUUCACUCGUUGGAUAUAAUGCCAGUGGAGUGUACACUACGGACCGUGGCAGCUACUUGCAGGAACAACAUGGCGGAUCGGGUAUGUCGGGGAACAUUAAUGUUAGUGAUGUUAUGAGUGGAAACACGCAGCAGAAUAAAAUAUAUUCACAAUAUAAUCCAGCACAGGGUAGGUUUCCCCAACUGCAGAGGGUUAACAUGGGCCCUCCCCAAAGACCAGGAAAUGCCUCGAUGAUGGUAAGUUAUGGAAAUAACUCAUUACCUCAAGUUCAACAGCAGCAACAACGUUUUCUGUCAGGUCAAAGCAUAAGUCAACAGGGUGGACCAACUCCUACACUAAACCAGCUUUUACAAGCUCCAAAUACCUUUCAGAGAUAUCAGAAUAAUUUUGGGGACUAUAACUCUGUCAAUACAAUGACAAAAGGGCUACCUGUUGAUGUUAACAGCUCAAACUCACCUCAAUUUGUUGGCAAUAACCGAAGUAAUGUGAUUCCUCAAGCUCAAGGGUGGGGAAGUGUUAGAAGUCCAAACCCAUACCAUGCUCAGAUGUCAAAUACAACUUAUAGAAACCAGGGACCUCCACUUUCCGAACCAAGUGCUAAAAGAUUAUUCCUGGCACCUGGUCAGCAGGGAAUUAAUGCUCCACCAUCCCCUGGUCAGCUUGGUCAGUCGUAUCCUCCUCGAUUAUUUAGCCCUUCGCAGUCUCAAGGAUCAACGGCCAGAAAUACGAACCCAAACUUUCCUCAGCAAGUUGUGAGUCAACUUAACACACAGCAAAAUCCUCAAGCCAGAGGAUUUGAACAACGACCAUCUUCUCAACAAGGCAGCUAUCAGCACCAGGACGCAGCGACUGUCCUUGAUGAACUACAGCCUGACCCUAACGAAAGAAAAAGUGGCAGCACCACCCCCGUCCUGAGGACUCCUAGUACCCCGCCCUCUUCACAAAGUCAAGGGGUGUCUCCCCUCAGACCGGCCCCGUCGCCCACGGGAUCAUCGACGGGGUCGCGGUCAUUGUCUCCUGCUGUCGGAAAUCAACCCAAUCUUCCCAUGCCCCCUAGGCCAGCCUCAGGUCAGUCAGAUAGUGGGACUUCAAAUCACAUGAACCCGUCACCAAUGGCAACGCAAGGUUUUAGUCAGCAGAUGGCACCACCACCCAUGUUUGGAAAUAAGAUGACACCAGAAGGAAUGGGAACAGCCAGUCAGAUGGGGCCUUAUUCACAACAACCUGGUCACUAUCCACAAGGUAACUAUCAUCGUCCACCAGGUUCCAUGGGAAUGCAACAGUAUGGAAGCCAUGUUCAGUCAAAUUAUAGUGGACCGGGAGGUCCAACCGGCUUCCCCGGUUCUGGAGGAAUGAUUCGGAUGGUGAACCAUGCUGGGUCGCAGGGCUACAAGAAUCCCUCUGGUAGCAAUUUCAUGAAUUCCCACUAUGGAAACAAUGCUUCACCUCCUGCAACAUACAUGAUGAACAAUGCUAUGCCUCCUCCUAACCAGUAUACAAAAGUUUCUAUGACAGCAGGUGGAGCUCACGCUGCUGCCCAAGCUGCUCUGAUGGCAGCAGCUAACUCUACGGGACCCAGGCCAUCUCCAACUUUACGACAGCAUCUCCAACACAAGAUCUAUGGAAACAGUGGGUUCAGCAAUAUGCAGGCUCUUCCACAGAAUCAAGCAGGUGUUCCCAUUCCACCCAGCAGUAGCCCCGUGGGCUCGCAGAAUAUGACCCAUUCUAUGGGACCUCCUCAAGCUCCAAUACCAUGUACAUCCACAUCACCAUCUACCGGAAACAUUCCAGCCAGCCAAGAACAUUCUCCAGUAGUAGCACCUUGUGCUAGUCCCCAUUCUCAGCUGCCACCACUAAACAGGUCGUCGCCAAUGUCAUCUCGUGUGCCAACUCCAUCAAGUGGAAAUGACCCAUCAAAUGUAGCAUCGUCUGUGGCUGCAGGUUUCACCCAGACCUCUGCUCCUUCUAUAGCUCAAACUACCAUGGUGACUCAGAGCAUCAGCACUCCUGUUUCAUCUAUCAUGACUGCUGGUACAGCUGUCAUCCCAACAGAAGUCCAGCUACAACAGCAGCCAGGUAGUAUUCAGGUACAUCAUCACCAGUACCACCACCAGCUUCUUCAGCAAAGCAAAAUGGCUCUGGGAUCUAACCCUCCUUUAGUUAUGGACGAAGGAAGUCAGUUGUCUAAUGCUUCUGGGUCUUCCUCCUUACCGGAGGAGCGGUCAGAGACACCAAAACCAAACAGCAAACAGACUCUGUCGCACCCUCCAACACCUAACACCGUACCUUCUCCUGGUACAGCUUCUAUGUCUUCAUUCCACGAUGAGUUUGAGGUAGCAACUAGUCCUACUUGGCCAAGGACCCCGGCCAGUCCGAUGGUAAACAACCAGACAUAUGACCACCCCAUUGUUAAGAUCUCAGUAAGAAUUCUGUAUGAUUUGUCUGCUGAUCCUGACAGAAAACCAUUCCUAGAUAGACUUGUACUGUUCAGUCAAGACAGAGGAACUCCUUUAACCCAGUGUCCAGCUAUUUGCAAACAACCUCUAGAUCUAUACAGGUUGUAUCUGUCAGUGAAGGAAAGAGGAGGCUUUGAAGAGGUCACAAAGUCCAAGAACUGGAAGGACGUGGCAGGGUCAAUAGGCAUUGGAGCAUCGUCCAGUGCUGCAUACACUUUAAGGAAACAGUACAUUAAGCACCUCUUACCUUAUGAGUGCAAGUUUGACCGAGGAGGAGUCGAUCCGCUGCCAAUCAUCCAGCAAGUUGAAGCUGCUUCAAAAAAGAAGAGCAAAAAUGCUGCAAAUAAUUCAAAUACUAAUACUCAGGAACACUUCCCUCAUCCAGCACCAAAUAGCCAGACCGUGGAUGGUUAUCACCCAGGAGGGUAUCCUGGUUCUUAUCAUCCUGGAGCUUCCCCUCACAUGAGGGUAGGGGGCAUGCCUAACUCUGAUUACCCUACUUCAGUACAGGGUCAGCACCCACAUUAUCCUCAGCCUACACCCCAACACAGCCAUAUACCAAACCAUAUCGGACCGAUGGGUCCUGAAGGUGCCAUCCCUAAUGCUCAGUAUUCUCGCCAUCCGACUGCUGAAUCUUAUGGCUACAUGCAAGCACCAGUCAACAACACGGGUCCUCCAUAUAGUGGCACCCAGUCUGCAAUGAGUGGUGGUACUUAUGGGUUUAGUGGUGCUCCCCAGCCUCAUCCAGAGCAGUUUCCUCCCCAGGCUACCAUGAUGACUUCAGAUGGUAACUACAUGAACAGAAAUGACACUUACAGUCUUCCACCAGCUGGUUUCCCACCAAGUAGAACUGCCACUCAGCUGCCACUGCAACCGUUUUCUCCUUAUCAAGCUCCUUAUGACAGAGAAAGGUUCGACCAACAGCAGCAGACUCCAGUAACUGGACCUCCAUCUCAGGUUUGUCCCUCACAGAAUGAUACAAGUCUGUUUCCUGCACAGCAACGAUAUCCUUCUCAACAAGUGAUGGUAACGUCGAGGGAGACCGUACCUACACAGCCACCUUAUCAGAGUCGUAUGUCUUCAGCUCCUGGUGUCCACCCUGGCCAAUUUCCAACAGUUAGUGUCCCUCAAUCUCCUGGUCAAAACCAGUAUCCCCAGGGACAGCAAGAGGGAUAUCGUGCUCCUGAAGUUCACAGUAAUUACCAGAGUUCAUUGUCCCAGAUGCAGUCUGCUCUAGCUCAAAGAAUACUACCAAAAGUAGCCCAGCAAAUCUUAUCACAAAACACUCAGGGUUAUCCACCAACACAGCCGGCAACUUACAACCAUGGUGUGGCUGCACAAAGUAAAGUCAUUCUCCCUAAUAACUCUCAACGUGAUAUGUACCAGCCAGAUAGAUAUAAACAACCUCCAGAGUUUUGUCGACCACAGAUGAUAAAUCAAGAGAAGUAUGCAAUGGCAGGAGGCUAUGGACAUCAGCAAACCCAAGGAGAUCGCAAUCAGUAUUUCCGAAGUGCUCAAGGGUUGGGACCUAAUCAUCAAGGAUGGCCACGGGAAAACCAGUAUCAUCAAUAUUCCUCGUCAAGUCACCAUUACUCGCAUAGGGAAGUUUGGCAAGGUGGUUCUAAUUCUUGGGGAAUGUCACGCUUCGGCCAUCAGGGGGAACCAUUCCCUCCACAAUCUGUUGUUAUGGCAGGCAAAACACCACACAGCUCUGACAGAAUGUUUUCUUCAACUAACAAAAUCCAGCCCCCUGCUGGGAUGAUCCAUGGUUCAUUGUAUACUCAGCCAAGAAAAGAAAUAAUUUUUCCUCCGGACACAGUAGAAGGUGUGGCACCACUGCUUACAAAGCGGAAGAAGUUAACAUUCAAGGAUGUAAGCCCAGUAGAGGCAUGGCGUCUCAUGAUGUCCUUGAAGUCUGGAUUGUUGGCCGAAAGUACUUGGUCUCUGGAUGUCUUGUCUGUACUUCUAUAUGAUGAUAUCUCUGUGCUGUACUUUGGACUAAGCCAUCUACCAGGAUUAUUAGAGGUGCUUCUGGAACAUUACAGACGCUGUCUUAAUCUUAUAUUUGGUCUUACUGAUGAUCUAGAGAUUGGCUUUGAGGACUGGAGUCAGAAGACUGAAGAGCUUCUUGGUAGCGAAGCAAAUCAAGUAGAAAAGCUGUGGUUUAAACUACAGAAAGAUGUUUUUGAUAAAAGUAGUGACUUGGAUACGAGUUCUUUCAACAGCAUUGAUCAAAAUGAUAAAACUGUGCUAUUCAAAAGUAUAAAUUAUACCAAGAGGACAAAAUGGGGUAAGACUGUUGGUGUGAAACAGUCUGAAUCUUUGUUUCUUAUUGACCCAGACAAAAAAUGGGAUGUGCAUGAAAAAUUUGACAGUGGUUUGGAACAUUGGCAGCUUGGAGGUGGCGAUUCAAGUCAACAUAUUCAGACUAACUUUGAAAACAUGGAAACUUUUGUCAAGUAUGCAAGAAUACUAGAAGACUCUAAACCUAACGAAAAUGAAUUCAAGGAGCAAGUUGAAGUGGUUGAUAACCCAGUUGACGUAAAACAGGGUGAAUUGGACUAUAAAAUGAAACCUGUGAUAAAAUCAGAAGAUGAGAGCCAACCAGAUGAAAAUAAAUUUAAAGAUAGAGAAGACUGUUGUAAAUCACCAAAGAUGGAGAAAGAGGCUUUAGAGGUGAAAGGAGAAUUAGAAAAGAGCACAAGUAAUGAAAAUGUAGAAACUGUUGAUAGUUCUGCAAAUAAACAAGUAGAAAGAGGAACAUCUAGCAAGGACAAUUUUCUUAGAAUCAGAACACCACCUUCUGCACGGAAACGUCCAAAAGACGGCGAUCUAGAGGAAGAAACUUGCACUCGUGAUGUGCCCUCCCUUUGUGUAAUUAGUGAUGGUCAAGACAGCUUAGCCAGACGUUGUCUUUGCCUAUCAACUUUAAUUUAUAAUCUUUCUUUUGUGCCAGGUAAUGAUACAGAGAUGUCCAAACAUCCUGGUCUUCUUUUGGUGCUGGGAAGGCUGUUGCUUCUGCACCAUGUACAUUCUCCUCGUAAACCUCCUCAGCGUUACUAUGAUCGGGAAGAAGACGUUGACAACAUGAUCAAAGAUGAUUCUUGUAGUAGUUUGAAUGGGGACCAGGAGUGGUGGUGGGAUACUCUGCAUAUACUGCGGGAAAACACCCUAAUUACACUUGCAAACAUAGCUGGGCAGUUGGACUUGGCUUUUUUUCCAGAGGAAGUCAGCCUUCCAAUAUUGAAUGGACUGCUCCAUUGGGCAGUAUGUCCUUCCUCUUAUGCCCAAGAUCCUUUGCCAAGUCAGCCUUCCCACUCCGUCCUUUCUCCACAGCGGCUAGCCCUUGAGACAAUGUGUAAACUGUCCAUAAACGACAACAAUGUGGACUUACUAUUGGCUACUCCACCAUGGAGCCGGAUAGAGAAGCUCUUUUCUUACUUGGUCAGGUCUAUGAAUCGACGAGAAGACCAAGUUUUACGAGAGUUCAGUGUGGUUCUGCUGUCCAACUUUGCCCAAGCAGAAACUAGUAUAGCCAGAGCCAUUGCGAAUCAGGAAAUGUGUGUGUCCCAUUUGAUUACUUUUGUGGAACAGGCUGAACAGAGUGCACUUCAGGUGGCCAACAUGCAGGGGAUUAAUGCCCUGCGUAAGAAUCCAGAGUUGAUGGGAACAACUCUAGAUAUGGUCCGCAGAGCAGCCUCCACGCUCCGAUGUCUGUCGCAAGUGCCAGAAAACCAGCCUUUCUUCUCAAAGCACCAACCACGUCUGUUAAAUCUGGUGAUGUCACAGAUCUUGGAUCAGGGUGUAGCCUCCAUUGUGGCAGAUGUUUUAUAUCAAUGCUCUUCAGUCAACUACAAACCUUGUUCUGAGACUUCUACCCAUACAGAGAGACUUCUGGCAACGUAGCUGAUCUUUGGGUAAUCACUGGUAAUUAAAGGCCUUGUGUCAGCUGGGCAUUGUUAUCUACAAGUGCAAUGACACUGCUGUGUUAAUCAGCAAAAGGAGUAAGCCUUAGAAAGACUUUUACAAAGUUUUCUUCAAGCUUUACUUAUGGCACAGCAUAUUCCAAACAAUAAGAAGAAAGGCCAACAAACUGAUGGCCAACCAAGGGGAGGCUGGGAACUUGUAUUUAUUAUCAAAUUUUGGGCUGGAGACUCGCACAGAGAUCCCUGUAGAUGGAGUAUGGUGUGUGUGUUUGUGUGUCUUAGAAUAACUGUCCGCUGCUAACCCCCUAGUAAGGGGCAGUAGUGCUUCGAGCCACUGUCCACAGUGGUCUUGUGAUCCAGAUACCAAGAAAUAGUUACCUCAAUAGUUGGUGGUCACAUUUUCCCUCCAGUGACUCAACCACAGACAACAUUGGAUAGCUAGCAGCUUUGCUUCACAUUAAAGCACAAAUCAUGGUACACACCAAGUCUUGUGCUGCUACAGGUUGUUCCUCAUUUGUGUUACAUGUUGGAUGGGUUUGUGAAUUCUCUGGCAGAUGGAGCUUCUAAUCCUGUUGGCAAAAGGAAGUAUACAUUGCCAUAAGUUGUAUUUAGUUUUUUUAUUAUUAUUAUUAUUAAUUUCAAAAUGCUAUCCUAGUUAUUGUAAAGAGUGGUCUGUUAUGAAAGGUUUUAGUGAUGAGAACAUCAGACUUCAAUAGAUCAGGACUAAGAACCCGAUUGAAGAUCCUAGCUAACGUGAAAAAUAUAUCAGUAAGAAAUAAAAGAACAACUUUUUUCUUGCGUACAUCAACUUGCUCAGAAUGUGUAGUCAUAUGAACCUGAUGGUAAAAAGGUGACUUGUGUGUCUGGUGGUGUUUUAGUCUGAUGUUUCCUUUUUUUUUUUUUCAUAUGAAUUCCUGGUCACUCAUUAAUGAUUUGUCUCGUAUAGAAUUUUUAAUUUCAAUCUUCUUCCCCAUUUGUUUGGUAUUGAAGCAUUCAGAAGCUUUAUACUCUGUAUAUGUACGAAGAUAAAUCACAAUUAAAUGUACAGCAACUUC
Molecule: messenger RNA, 8073 nt
Organism: Limulus polyphemus (Atlantic horseshoe crab)
Lineage: Eukaryota; Metazoa; Arthropoda; Merostomata; Xiphosura; Limulidae
Product: AT-rich interactive domain-containing protein 1A-like
Exons: 18
Coding region: 219-6998 (2259 amino acids)
Biological process (GO): regulation of transcription by RNA polymerase II; chromatin remodeling; positive regulation of DNA-templated transcription
Cellular component (GO): nucleoplasm; nBAF complex; SWI/SNF complex
Molecular function (GO): nucleosome binding; DNA binding
Source: RefSeq, a predicted model, not a curated record